This is a messenger RNA of Silurus meridionalis, 5584 nucleotides long. Its product is annotated as tenascin. The coding region runs from base 298 to 5445 and encodes 1715 amino acids. Lineage: Eukaryota; Metazoa; Chordata; Actinopteri; Siluriformes; Siluridae. The transcript has 8 exons. Gene Ontology annotation, molecular function: protein binding. The record is from RefSeq and is a predicted model, not a curated record.
CCCUUCUUCCCUCCUCUCACUCGUUUCAGUCAGUCCAUCAGUCCUCUCCGAGACUGGACAGAUGAAAAGAGAAAGAGACAGAAGAUACAGAAAGAGGUGAUGGAAUGACAGACUGAGAGCAUCCCUCUCUUCUCAGACACUGAGAAUAAAGAAUCAGGAGGACGGAUUGAGGCUCUGAGGUGGAGCUCGAAGAAGAAACACAGAGCAACAAAGUUCCAGGAUUCUGAGUCAAAUACAAUCAGGAACUACUUGAAAAUUCAAACAGAAACUUUUCUGCAUUUCUGAUUCUGAGCCACAAUGCCCUUCCUCUUGCACCUCUUCCUCUUCCUCAUCCCAAACCCUGCCCUGCUUUCCCAUGGUGCAUCUGUUGCCUCUGAGUCCCAGCCAGUCAAACUGGUGGUAUCAGAACGCUGUAUUUCUGACCCCAAUGCAAUCGAAGGUCAGGAGUUUGACCUGACACCCGGUUCUCCUCUGGUUCUGACCCACCGGAUUCGUCUGGUUCCGAGUACUGGAUCCGGUUCUUGCUGUCAGUCUGAAUUCGCAGCUGUUAACGAGCGAAUCGAAGCUCUUGAAAGGGAGGUUUCAGAACUCAGGGAGAAAUGUGGAGGUCUAAAUGGAGGCUGCUGCACUUCACAGCAAAGUCAAGGAGUGGGCUGCAGCACUGUCCGUCCCCCAACAGAUGAGUGUCUGAACGACUGCAAUGACCAGGGUCGCUGCAUUGAUGGGAAGUGUGUGUGCUUUGCUGGAUUCAGUGGACCUGACUGCAGUGUUCCUGACUGCCCCGGAGACUGCAGCAACAAGGGGAAGUGCGUCAACGGCAAGUGUGUGUGUGAUCCUGGUUUUGCUGGACCAGACUGCUCCGUUAAAACAUGUCCCAAUAAUUGCAGCAACAAUGGCAGGUGUGUGAACGGAAAGUGUGUGUGCAAUGCAGGAUUCACAGGUUCAGACUGCUCAAUUGUACAGUGUCCUGGGAACUGCAACAAUAAAGGACGAUGUGUGAAUGGGAAGUGUGUGUGUGUUGCUGGAUUCACAGGUCCAGAUUGUUCUGAAAAGUCCUGUCCUGGAAACUGCAACAACAAAGGCAGGUGUGUGGAUGGAAAGUGUGUGUGCAAUCCGGAAUUUACAGGUCCGGACUGUUCGGAAAGGUCCUGCCCCAAAAAUUGCAACAAUAAGGGAAGAUGUGUGAAUGGGAAGUGUGUGUGUGAUGCUGGAUUUACAGGUCUGGACUGUUCGGAAAAGUCCUGCCCCAGAAAUUGCAACAAUAAAGGAAGAUGCGUGGAUGGAAAAUGUUUUUGCAAUUCCGGAUUCACAGGUCUGGACUGUUCUGAAAAGACCUGCCCCGGAAAUUGCAACAAUAAAGGAAGAUGUGUGGAUGGAAAGUGUGUUUGCAAUUCUGGAUUCACAGGUCUAGACUGCUCUGAAAAGACCUGUCCCGGAAAUUGCAACAAUAAAGGAAGAUGUGUGGAUGGAAAGUGUGUUUGCAAUUCUGGAUUCACAGGUCUAGACUGCUCUGAAAAGACCUGCCCCGGAAAUUGCAACAACAAAGGCAGUUGUGUGAAUGGGAAGUGUGUGUGUGAUGAAGGUUUUACAGGUCUGGACUGUUCUGAAAAGACCUGCCCCAGAAAUUGCAAAAAUAAAGGAAGAUGUGUGGAUGGAAAGUGUGUUUGCAAUCCUGGAUUCACAGGUCUAGACUGCUCUGAAAAGACCUGCCCCGGAAAUUGCAACAAUAAAGGCAGGUGUGUGAAUGGGAAGUGUGUGUGUAAUGAAGGUUUUACAGGCCUGGACUGUUCGGAAAAGACCUGCCCUGGAAAUUGCAAAAACAAAGGCAGGUGUGUGAAUGGGAAGUGUGUAUGUGAUGCUGGAUUCACAGGACCAGACUGCUCUGAAAAGACCUGCCCCAACAACUGCAGCAACAAAGGCAGGUGUGUGAAUGGGAAGUGUGUGUGUGAUGAUGGAUUCACAGGACCAGACUGCUCUGAAAAGACCUGCCCCGGAAAUUGCAACAACAAAGGCAGGUGUGUGAACGGGCAAUGUGUGUGUGAAGUCGGCUUCACUGGACCAGACUGUUCCACCAAGACCUGCCUAAAUAACUGCAGCAACAGAGGGAGAUGUGUGAACGGCAAAUGUGUGUGUAAUCCUAAAUUUGCUGAGCCAGACUGCAGUGAGUGUACGGACGGAUUCGCAGGACCUGACUGUGCAACAGCUCUGAUUGCUGUGUCUCACCUCAGUGCCAGAAACAUCACUGAAUCUUCAGUUACACUUUUCUGGACUCCACCUGCAGUGCAGUACAACACGUACCGCAUCACCUUCACCAGCGAGAAAGAAAAUGAUCAGAUCACUGAGAGGGUGAAUGGUGGAAUCAGCUCCUACACUCAGGUGGGUCUGGCUCCCGGGCAGCGCUACAUCGUGACCAUCAUUGGGGAAAAAGACGGCAAGAUGGGCGCCAAGAGCACGACACCUUUCCAAACCUUGAUCUCUGGCCCCAAAAAUCUUCACGUUGUCAAGACGAGCACAACAUCUGUCAUCGUCCAGUGGGAGGCAGCACAAGGACAAAUCGACAGAUACAUCCUGUCCACUGCACCAAAUCAAACAGAUGGAUCUGGUGAGGGACGCCAGGAGAAGACGUUGCCAUCGGGGAUAGACUCCGCCCAGAUUGAUGGCCUGCAGCCUGGACGUCUGUAUGACGUUUCUCUGGUCGCAGUCAAAGACGGCACUCGGAGUCUACCGGCAACCGUCCAAGCGACCCCUGACAGGACAGCCGGGUCUUCUGAGGAGGUCAAGCCAUUACUGGGAAAAGGACCAAAGUUACAGGAGGGAAGAUUCCAAAAACACCCAAUACAAGAGGAAUUACAAAAGGAGACUUUGACAACCCCAUCACCCUCUCAUUCUUUUACCGUGACUCAACGUUCUGUGGUGCCAUCCGAAACACAGGACCAACCUACAAAUAAACUACAGACACCUUCACGAGACAGACAUCAUGCUUUAACCUCUCUUCAACUUCCUCCAUCAUCCAAUUAUAGAUAUUCAGGUGGGCCAAUACUAUCAGGUUCAUCAACAUCACUAAUCAAGGGCAGACAUCUUCCUCCACCAGUUUCCUCCAGAGUUUCUUCUCAAAAGCCAGUACAGAAAAUACCAUUUGGAAAUGUAUCCUCUCCUCAGUCCUCUCACCCACCUGAGGUGGACAAAGAAACCUUAACAAAGACAACAAACUCUAAAGAAUCUGUACAAGGACUCAGUAAGGGUUCUUUAGUAUCCAGCUUACCAGAAGCCCAUUUUCCAAAACACAAAGAAACAAUAAAUAAGACCGUACCAUUGUACAAUCGCAUGCCAUACAGAGGUCCAUUCCCUCGUCGACCUAAUAUUGGUCAAAACCGGACCAGCACCUUUCAGCAGCCAUACAGGAAUCCCAUACGCAGACCCUUACUUUCCAGGAUCAACAACACUGCUAUAAACAGAGUGGAACCUGAAACCUUUAGCAGCAGUCAACAUGUCUUAACCCCCAACCGCCCACCAAUAUUUACAAGGCAGAGAAAAAAUGGAACAGUCAUUAGACUUCCACCAAAACUCCUCGGUCAAAUAAAAACAGCUGGUGCUGCAGUAGAAAACAAGAGCAAAGAAACAAAUAUUUUAUUCCCAGCAGAUACAGAUUCUCAUCCUAAAUCUGAACUCUCCUUUUCAACAGAUAAGGCUUCAUCCAAAAGCAAUGCAAAAAUACAACCUGUUAGCGGGAGAUCAGAAAUGAACAUCGAGCACAUCUUGCCCAGAGUCACAAUCAGUGACAACGACACUACUUUGCCAAAUCAUCAGAGGGCAUCUGUAGUCAUUGUCGGAAGGCAAAAUGCCUCAAAUCUGAAGAUUAGACCAACAUUUUCAUUGAAACGGAUAAACAACACAAUCAUCAGACUUCCAUCAAGAAUUCCUGCUUUAACAAAUGUAAACUCAACCACCAUUUACAGUCCGUUCAAAAAUAAUAACUAUGAAACGAGGCUCAAAGACUCCAAAGAGAUAAGCAGGGACACAGGCACCAAACUGUUUACAUUGCCAACAGAGGGCGCUCCAACUGGAAUUACUGACACAUUAAAAGGUGAAGGUUCAGAAAAUGCUACUGAACACAUAAACAGGGUCGUGCCCAGGGUCACAUCCAGAGACCCUGAAAUACCAAAGAUUGCAACCAGAGACCAUGACCUGCCCAGUCUCGCAAACAUCACCACUACUUUACCGUUACUUAUUAAUCACAAUACUGAAUCUGAAAUCAAAGACCAGAGGGAAAAUGUCCCAGAUCAGAACCAGAACAAAUCUAUACUAAGAAGAAAAAAUGGCACUUUAGUCAGACCUCGACCAAAACGUCCAAACCAAAUAAAACCAAACACUCCCACUUUUCACAGUGAGCUGAAAGAAUCAGUUAUUCUCCCAACUGAUAAACCAACAGCUGAAAGUAAUUACAAAUUGCAAGCUGUUGCUGCAGGUUUAGAAGUUAGCAAUGAUAACGUUCUGCCCAGAAUCACAACCAAAGCCCAGGAUUUGUCUAGAAUCACAAGCCCAGAACAGAACUUGACAAUAAUCACCAGCAGAAAUCAGGAUCUCUUAAGAAAAACAGAAAGACUUAACUACCUGCCCAAAGUCACAGAUAAAGACCAGGACCUCCCCAUCACAACUAGAAAACAAGUGUCAUCUAAAAUCAUCAAGGAAAAUGUGGCAACUACACCAAGAAAAAAUGGAACAUUUCAACCAAAACCCCAUGCCGAUAUAGAACAUAAGUCCACCACAAUUCAGAGUGGGCUGAAGGACAAAGGCCCCAAUGUUGGAAAAGUUGCUGAAGAAUCUACAGAAUUUACUGAUCAUUCUGUAUCUGCUGGUGAAGAAGCUAACAAUGAUUACAUCCCACUCAACAUCACAAACCGGGACAACAGCAGCCCUAUGCAAGUCAAACCCGAAUUUCACAGUAUUAGUCAAAAAGGUCCAACUUCAAAUUUUACAGCAACAUUUACAAUGAAAAAGAAAAAUGGAAUGGACCUCAGACCCGCCCUAAAACGGCCCUCCAAAACGAAAAUAAUGCCAGAACUUGGUAACCUAAAACAAAAUAAAGAAAGCAGCAUUACCAUUCCUCAAAACACCUUCAAUCGCAACCGUAGACCACCUUUUACACUGCAAAGGAAAAACGGCACGAAUAGCAGACUCCCACCAAAAGUUCUUUCUCAACUCAGGCCAGAUUCAGGGAGAAAAAACUCCACACAGGAUCUUAAGCUUGAUUGGUCCACAGAAGUUCCUCACCCAACAGACAAAACAAAAAGCAGAUUUCCUAUCUCUGAGGUUCCAGAAGACGGAAUCAGUGAAAUUGGAGUCCAGAAUUUAACAUCAAAUAGUUUUAUUAUAAUUUGGGUGGCACCAGAGGGAAGGUUUAAAAACUUUGUGAUCAGAAUAACAGAGGAAAAGAUGAAGACGUGAAUGAGGGUGAUGGCAGCAAACAGGAAGAAGAAGUACAAGCCAGAACAGAUGGAAGUGAUAUAACCACUAAUGUUAUUGCGGAUAUGAGGAGGAACAGCAGCAAUGUUGUGGUUAGACAGAAUUCCAUCAGGUUGCUUCC